UAUAAAGCUCCAAGAAGCUGCCCUGGGAAAGUUUCCUCUGUCGUGCCAGCUCCCAGAAGGAAGGUGGGUCCAAGUCUAGCACCAUGACCGAACUGGAGACAGCCAUGGGCAUGAUCAUUGACGUCUUUGCCCGCUACGCCGGUGUGGAGGGCAGCAAGCAGAGCCUGACCAAGGGGGAGCUGAAGGUGCUCAUGGAGAAGGAGCUCCCGGGCUUCCUGCAGACUAAAAGGGACAGGGACGCCGUGGACAAACUGCUCAAAGACCUGGACGCCAACGGGGACGCCGAGGUGGACUUCAGCGAGUUCAUCGUGUUUGUGGCCACACUCACGGCUGCCUGCCACAAGUAUUUCGAGCAGGCUGGGCGCCCCUGACGUCCUGCAAGCCCAGAACCCCAGCCGGCCUAGGGGGGUGGUAGGGAGUGGGCAGGGAGCAGCCCCUGGCUUCCAGAACCCUAUGCUCCACGGCCUCCAGCUGCCCCUGUGAUCAGUAAAAUGUUUGUGAAAUGUU
This is a messenger RNA of Mustela lutreola (European mink), 507 nucleotides long. RefSeq names its product S100 calcium binding protein P (gene S100P). Gene Ontology annotation, cellular component: cytoplasm; extracellular exosome. The record is from RefSeq and is a predicted model, not a curated record. The coding region runs from base 84 to 371 and encodes 95 amino acids. The transcript is spliced from 2 exons. Gene Ontology annotation, molecular function: transition metal ion binding; calcium ion binding. Lineage: Eukaryota; Metazoa; Chordata; Mammalia; Carnivora; Mustelidae. Gene Ontology annotation, biological process: endothelial cell migration.